This is a messenger RNA of Pectinophora gossypiella (pink bollworm), 1053 nucleotides long. RefSeq lists its product as uncharacterized. Bases 1 to 1053 code for a protein of 350 amino acids. The transcript has a single exon. NCBI's taxonomy places the organism in Eukaryota, Metazoa, Arthropoda, Insecta, Lepidoptera, Gelechiidae. The record is from RefSeq and is a predicted model, not a curated record.
AUGGUGGCGACAAAAGUAAAAACCCCCUUAGGGUUCGGUUCAAAUGUUCCGAGAUUUGGCAAAAUUCACUAUCACCCAGGCUUAGACCCCAGUGGACUUUUUGUGACAAGACCCAAAGGCUGCAACCCCUGUCUCUAUCAUCCUGUACCUUUUUAUGAAUAUUAUUUAUCAAAAAGAAGACAGAAAGCUGACAAAGAUCCAUGGAGAUACAAGACAGAACUCGAAGAUUGGUCUAAGAACUUGGGAUAUCGCAACCAGAAAAUACUUGAGCAGAGAAGAUGGUUCGCUACACUACUAGGACCUGCCUGGACAGAAGUACCAGAGCCGACUAAGUAUGAGCCGGCGUGCAACAAUCUCAACUUUGGAAGAACUCCACGUUUCAAGUCGUAUUCCAAAAGCGUUCCAGGACCGGGUACUUAUUUCAGAGGUGAACCAUACAAAGCCCCAUAUGGACCACAUUCCACUAGGCCUACCCUCGAGCGAGAGGAUCCUUGUAGAUUUAGAGAUCCAACACCAAGGUGGUCCCUUGCUCCCAAUCGUUAUACACUCGUGGAUAAAGACAGCAUCGAAAAUAAACCGAAAAAGAUAGUGUCACUACGAGGCCCUUAUGAUUUGUUUACCGGAAAGCGUUUUACUACCCCAAAAAGGGUUGUGUGCGCCACGUGGCCCAUAGCACUACCAGGGUGCUUUGAAGGAUAUAAGAAGAAACAUUUCGGUAAAUGGAACAAGACGGGUAGAGAAGUGCCACCUAGGAAUCGGAAUGCGAUGACAGAUCUGGCAAACAUCCCGCGCAAGUCGACUGAACCCAGUCCUUACAGCUACAAUGUUGUUCGACCAAUGUUCGAAUUCCCGCAGUACAAGUAUGGAUUCAACAGUUCGUAUGACAAGGCGCCGGGCUACCAGCGCACAAUAGUAUGGCCCGGAGUGGGCCGGUACAAUCUAGCCAAAGGGCAUCCUUGCGGCAUGCCGGGCCAUGGUCAUCGUCACGUAUUUCUCAGCAAAAUCAAAAGAACUAUUGGCGCUGUUAUUCCAGAGCCACUGAAUUCUUUUUAA